Xenopus tropicalis (tropical clawed frog) is the source of this 3029-nucleotide messenger RNA. Its product is annotated as zinc finger protein OZF. Bases 81 to 1577 code for a protein of 498 amino acids. The record is from RefSeq and is a predicted model, not a curated record. The transcript has 3 exons. Lineage: Eukaryota; Metazoa; Chordata; Amphibia; Anura; Pipidae. Gene Ontology annotation, cellular component: nucleus.
UCAUCUCCAACAUCAUCCAGCUGCUGACUGGAGAGAAAUGGGAGCAAUUUAAUAUAGGCACUCCCCCAAACACCGAAGGAAUGAAGGAGAAACCACAGCAAUUCUGCUCUCUGGAUAAUGAAAAUGAUGAUAAGAAUAACAUUACGGCCUGUGAGGAAUCAACAGCGUGUAAUAAUGAGCCGAGCGAGACUGUGAGUUCUCUGCCUGCUCCAGAAACUGUUUCUUCAUCCACAAAUACUGAGAAUUAUCCAACAAAUGAUAUUAAAGAUGAAUCAGAUUCAUGGGAGGGGGGAAACCAAUCAGAUUGCAGCAUUAGUCCUGUGAGAGAUCAGAUACAGGGAACUGAUACGCCUACUCCUAUCAUGGGGUGCAGCCUGGAUGACAGCUCAGCGGCCAAUGCUUUAUUAAAUAGUGUUAAAGAGGAGCUGGCUGUAUGGGAAGAAGCAAAACUGUCGGGUUACAAAAUGAUUACGUUUGCAGGAGAAGAACAGGAAGGGGAUGCACCCAGUCCCAGCAUGGGAUUCAGCCCAAAUAACAACAUGUCAGAUGCAGUUAAAGAGGAGCCAACUUCAUGGGAAGAGGGAAACCAUCCAGAUGGCAACAUAGGAAUGGAACAAAGUAUUGAUACCUCUGCGUCUCUCGCGGAAUGGUCAGAAAUUAAUGAAUACGGUAUUAACAUCAACGCUAUAUCCACUUUUACGUCUCACCCAAGUACAUAUUCCAUGCAGGGGAAGUACAGCUGCAAGGACUGCCACAAACAUUUCUAUAGCAAGGCCACUCUCCGUAAGCAUCAGAGAAAGAAGCAUGAAACAGAGGCUCCAUCUUCUUCUGGUAAAUCUCUUGAACACGGGCCGAAUUAUAGGAUUCCCCAAAACGGAGAGAAACGCUUUGCUUGCUCCGACUGCGGGAAGUGCUUCAAGCAACGCUCUAAGCUGUAUAUACAUUGCCGGACUCACACAGGGGAGAAACCAUACGCUUGCUCUGUGUGUGGGAAGCGGUUUAUACAAGUCCCGGAGCUGAAUAUUCAUUACAGAAUUCACACGGGGGAGAAACCGUUUUCUUGCUCCGAAUGCGGGAAAUGUUUCACCCAACGCGCACACCUUAGCAUGCACCGCAGAGUCCACUCCGGAGACAAACCGUUCUCCUGCACUGAAUGCGGCAAAUGUUUUAAGCAGAGGUCGGACCUUCACAAACACCACCGAAGCCACACGGGAGAGAAACCGUUCGCUUGUACGGAAUGUGAGAAGCGCUUUGUGCAUCGCUCCGAUCUCACGGCGCACAAUCGGAUUCACACAGGAGAGAAACCGUAUCCGUGCUCCGAAUGCGGGAAGUGUUUCGCGUACCGCUCGGCGCUAAAGAGACAUGAGAGAAGUCACACGGGAGAGAAACCUUUCUCUUGUUCCGAAUGUGGGAAAUUUUUUACUUCUCUCUCUGACCUCCACAGACAUUACAGAUGUCACACCGGGGAGAAACCAUUUACGUGUUCUGUCUGUGGGAAGUGCUUUAGGCGAUGUUCCGACCUCAACUCCCAUGUCAGGAAACACCCUGGGCAGGAGGAACACUCGCCGGUUCCAUGAUGCACAUAUGGCAAACAAAGCUGUUUCCUUAUUGGUCAUUACAGACCUCACUGAGAAACAAGCAGGCCCGGACUGGCAAUCUGUGGGUUCGGGCAAAUGCCAGAGGGGCUGCUGCCAUAGGCACUCACUAUUUAUUGGCCCUGGCAUUCCCAGUACCCAGAGGCCCAGUUUUGAAAUACAGUCUGGACCUGGAAACAAGCAUUCUGAUUCUGAACUGAUACUGUUUUCGAAAUGCGAAGUGUUUAUUUAACAUAUAUAUAUAUAUAUAGAGUUAAAAAAAAUGAAAUUGUAAAAUGACAUUUGAAAAACUUAUAUUCACUUUUCAACCUUGCACAAAUUAAUUUCUGUUCCUUUUCGGGAUAAAAAUGAACCCUGUUCCUGUGGAAGGGAUUCUAGAUAUGCACAAAAUUUGGGUUAGUUACCCUUUAUCUAAAAGUCUCAUUUAUACUCUCACCCUGCUGCUUGUUGUCCAGUGGUAAUUGGAAUAAAACUAUAAACUUAAUGUGCCAGAAUAACUUCAUGCAACUAUUAAAGUGUAUAUUAUAGGGAUGCACCAACCCCAUUAUUGCAAUUACAGUUAAUCUAUUUGUCUCCUUUAACGAAUGGCAUCACUCAGCUUUCAUUGUGGUCAUAAAUGAGCCCUUUAGAAUUUGUCCAAGAAAAGUGCCAGAAUUCAGCCGAAUCCCAAAUCGAACACUAGAUCUGGUGCGGCUGUAGGGUGACAGUAAUUAUUAAGUAUAUGACUGCAAUAUCCCUUUAAACUGCUGUUGCUUAAGAGAUUUACCUUUGUUAGAGGUAUAAAAACCAUAUUCCCCCUGUCCCUGCUACAGGAGAGAGCUUGACUUGCUCCACUUGUAAAUAGGUUUUAUUAUAUCUGAUCAGCAGUGUUUACCCUGUGACCCCGGAUGAUCCAAACCUUCUGCCUGUUCUCCCAGAAGGCCCAAGAUACUCAGUCUGAGUAUAACCAAAGCCCUAUGGGGACAAGCAGCUAUGGAAAUCUCCCCUGCAUGGCUCAUUAAACUCAAUGUUAUGUACAGACAAGCAGUUACUCCUGAUUCCAUUGCAUGGUCCCUUCCCCAUUAUGUGCCAGUGUUGGUCAGUGAGUCCGGCCCCCAGCCAGUGAGCCAGAGAGGAGAAGAUCUCAGUCCGUAUAACAGUAAAGGCAACUCCCCCCCCCUUCCUUUCUUGGAGAGGAAAGUUGUACAAGUGGGUAAGACUGAGGCAGGUACAAGCCUGUAGUUGCUUUGGGCAUGGAGUUGUCAGACACUUCGUUAGUUCAUGUAACACCUUUGGGUUAAGCUAUGAAUCCCUGCAUAACAAUGCUGUGUAUAUAUAUAUAUGUAUAGAUGGAUGUACUCAUGUACUGUAAAUGUGCCGCUAUGGACUCCAUAUGCUUUCCAACAACUCAUUUUCCACUUGUGAAGGAAUAAUUAAACUGCUUUUCAGAUCUCA